Molecule: messenger RNA, 3423 nt
Organism: Osmia bicornis bicornis
Lineage: Eukaryota; Metazoa; Arthropoda; Insecta; Hymenoptera; Megachilidae
Gene: Nplp1
Product: neuropeptide-like 1
Exons: 5
Coding region: 23-1630 (535 amino acids)
Source: RefSeq, a predicted model, not a curated record
UUAGCGGAAGGACACUGUGAUUAUGUUCGCGGAAAUGGGACUGAUCAGAAGCCAACUCGUCACCCUUUUACUCUAUGUACUCGUCGUCAAUGAGAUUCGUCUUCCCCUGGUGACAUGCCAGAAUGAAGACAGUAUACAGUGUAUGCCUAGAACGACUUUCCUAUCGCUAUUACGUCUACCGGAAGUGAACCCGAAUUUGGCCGCCUAUUCAAGAACAGUAAGGGUGGACACAAGAAAUCGUAACGACAUUGCACGUUUGAGAGCCUUGGCCGAAGAAUCCGAUGACCCAGAGAUCUGUGUUCCUAGCCGUGUUUAUUCGCAAUUGUACUCAAACAUGGAUCCUGGUUUCGCUAUGAAUGGAAGAACACAGAGAUUUACCGAUUUACUUGGACGAUUGUACGAUGACAAUCUAGAGACAGAAUUAUUGUCAGAAUCACAAAAACGAAGCAUCGCGAUGCUUGCUAAAAAUGAUGAUCUACCGAUCAGCAUCCAGGAUCGUUUGGGUGAGAAGGAGGAUGACCAGGAGAAGAGGGCUGUUAUUUCUAGCAAUCAGAGUGGCUCCGAUGCAGAAGUUCCUCAGAACUCCGAGGAAUCAAUGGAAAAGCGAAACGUGGGGACAUUGGCCAGAGAUUUUGCCUUACCACCAGGUAGACGAAACAUCGCCUCCCUUGUUCGAGAUUACGAGCUUCAAAGCAAGAGCAACAAAGCUCCUCUGGUACCUUCGGCAGGCAAAAGGAACGUGGCAUCCUUGGCGAGGACCUUCACUUUACCUCAGAACGGCAAAAGAAACGUUGCCUCUGUAGCCAGAAACUAUGGUCUGCCAUAUGGGAAACGUUACGUCGGUUCUUUGGCUAGAAUCGGUGAUUUCCCUGUUCGGGAUCAAAGGAGCGUCGCUUCGUUGGCGAAGAAUUCCGCCUGGCCUGUCACGUUGAAACGAGGAAUUUCCGUGCCCGGUACCGUGAUCCUGAGAGCUCUUUCCCGUCACGGCAGAUCCCUGUCCGACGAGCUGAACGCGAGAAACUACUUGCUGGAUCUUCAGGAGUUGAUUAAUCAGAACGAGGAUUACGAGGAUGGAGAGAAGUCGAAUGGUUAUGAAACGAGGGAUGGUAUGAGCGAUAGGAGACUCAAGAGGCAGAUUGAUUUCUCGGAUGAUUACCCUUUGCCGGUGAUGCAGAACACGAACGUCUUUGAUUACGAAGAAAUGAUGGAGGCACUUAAUGGACAAUAUCCGAAUGCCGAGAAGAGGUUCUUGGAAACAGGUACCGCAGUGGAGAUGCCAUCGGUAGACCAGUUCGGCUACCCGGAAACUUUUCAAGCAAGUAAAAGACACAUCGGCUCCCUGGCACGUAGCGGUUGGCUACCAUCAUUAAGGGCAGCGCGAUUUUCGCGAUCGCCUCGGUAUUUGAAUAGCAGGGAGAAUCCCGCAGAUGGGCCCUCGUCCGACUACUCCAUCGCCCCGUCGCCAAGGUCGCUAAGACGAAACUUCAACGCAAGGUCAUUCAACCAACCUCAAGGCUACAUUCAAGCCUUGCACGGAGAUUGUCGACACGGCUUCAAAAGGUUUUUUGGGUUACCGACUACCGAUAAUUACCUUCGUCAGAAACUCCCUAGCUCACCGCGGACCAUUUAAAACUUCAUUUAACAUUUUAUCACUUAUGAAAUUAUUAUACCAUUGGAAUAUUCUCUCGUACAUCUCUUAAACAAUCUUUAGAGACAUAAAAUUGGGCAACUAUAUGUAUUCUACUUCAGAAAAUUGAAUUUUUCUUUAGGGUUUUUUCAGUUACGUACUUACAGUUGGUAAAUCGUUGCUAGUGACUUUUUUCGGUUUAUCUACAUAAGAUAAAAAAACUUUAUAAUGUAUUUAUAUAGGGAAAUACUAUUACUUUCUUUAUAUUUCAGCAUAAUCUUCAAAUAAUUUACAGAAGAAGGUAAAAUUGAGGAAGUUUACGUAUAUUGCUUAAUAAAAUUAAAUUUUCUUUAGGGAUUUUUUCCAGGAAUAUAUCUACAAUUGGUAUAACUUCAUCAAAUCGUUGCUAGUGAUUUUUCUUGAUUGAUCUGCAGAGGGUAAAGAAACUUCGUACACUAUUCUUUAUACUAUUAUUGAAUUUAAAUAAAAGGGCUUACAUUUCAGCAAUUUCUUUAAAGAAAUAAGACAAUGUGACAUAGAUCAAGCUUCUCCAUUACUAUUAUGCUUGUUGUUAUAAUCAACGUCGUCUGAAAAUUUCUUGAACUCUAGAAUUAGAGAAAGAAGUAUUAUUUUUGAUGUAAGGUACUCUACGUCUGAUAACUAUUUGUUGUAGAUUAUUUAUCACUAGCGACAGAGACUUUUAUAAGAUGAAUUAGUUAAGCUGUUUAUUAAUAUACAAUCUAAUACGUACUAUUUUAUAUAUAUAUACACAUAUAAUAGUGACUUUGUACUGUAUUUAAUUUAGUGCUUACUAUUUCUCUAUUCUAAAAGUAAAGAAAAUAGCAGUUCAUCUGCAUUCAAAUACUGAGCGACGUUCAAUUUUUUACGAAGCAACAUUUGUAAACUAUAAACAUUUAGAAAAUAUUAAUUGGUGUAAUAGCUUUCUCAACGUGGUAGUUCAAUAGAAAGAAAUUCAUCAAUUGAUUUCUUAAUUUAUAUCAAAAUUUAAAUGAUUACACUCUUCAAAUUAAUUUUAAUAGAACUUUUGCAGCUAGAGAAAAACAAUACAAUAAAAUUGCACGUUGCUCCAGUAAUUUUUACUCCAUCUCAGAUCUUCGGUACAAUAAUUGUUUCUUAUUUAGCUUAAGCUUAAUUAAGUUUCUAAAGGUCUCUUUUUCAAUGUUCAAAUACGAGCUCGAUUAGACAAUAACCAGUGACAAUAAUAAUAUAAUGAUAAUAUUAAUAAUGCUAAAAUAAUGUGUGUAAUUUCAGAUGUUAUUUCUAUUUCUAUAUUGACAAUGUAAAGCAUGCUUGCAAUUGAAAUGUAGUAUAUCCAUAUUUAAUCGUCUUUCUUUUUUAAGUAAAGUCACUAAUUCUUUUAUGAAAAAAAAAUCAUGAAAUUUGAAAUUUUUUGAGGCCACAAUUUACAAGCUCAGAAGAAGAGAAGCCGUGGCGUGAUCUUCGACGUAUAGCAAGUAGUCGGUGUAAAUCUUUUAGUGCUCAGGGCUUUGCAAGCUCGAUAUAGUAUAAUUAAACGCGAGAAUCAGCUUUCUUUUGUCUAUAAUACUAAUAGAUAGAUGAUUGUGUAAUACGUGUAUGUUAAUAUUAUAAAAAAAAAAAAUGAGAUACGAUCUUAAAUCGAUACAAUAUCAUCGAUUUGUCACUUAUUGUUCGUGUCUUCGAUUAUUACGGUAAUUGUAUUUAUGUGUUUAUCUAGACAAUAAUGGGUAAACGUAAUGACAAUAAAUCGAUAAUAAUAAAUGGUAAAAUAAAGAUCCUGUUUGUCAUAUCAUCAA